AUGAUGGUCAGAUGUGGAGCAUUCGGUUCCGUUAAAGAAGUGAAAUGUAUAAAAGAUCCAUUGCCUGAUUUUCUCAUUGUCCCAUCAUCGUCAGCUGAUACAAAUAUCAAAUCAGUAUCAUAUCGUGUCGCUUUAAAAAUUAUUAACAAAAAAUGUGCCCAUAAAAUGAAACAAGAAGAACAUGUUGUCAAUGAAAAACGUAUAUUACAAGCAUUGCACUUUCCCUUUAUAAUUAAAUAUUACUUUUCAUUUAAAGACAAUACCAAUUUAUAUAUUGGUCUAGAAUUAAUUGAAGGUGGAGAAUUAUUUCCACAUUUAAGAGAAGCCGAACGAUUUGACGACAAAAAAGCAAAAUUUUAUUCAGCACAAAUAACACUUGCUCCGGAAUAUUUACAUUAUCUAGGUUCUGAAAACGAUCUGUUUCCGGCACGUUAA
Messenger RNA from Didymodactylos carnosus, 435 nucleotides. Lineage: Eukaryota; Metazoa; Rotifera; Eurotatoria; Philodinida; Philodinidae. The record is from the annotation of a GenBank genome assembly.